AUGUGGAAGAGAACUGACCAUCAACCCAAGAUCAAAGCAGGGGAUGGACCUAAGGCAUGUCAGUGCAAGGAAACGGGCUCAGCUUGGAAACCUGCCAUGCCACACCCUCUAGAGCUUUCAGAAUUCCAGAGCUUCCAGGUGUUUGAGGACAUUAGAUAUUAUGUCAAAGAAGUGGGGGCCCAGCUGGUAAAGAAAGUCAAUGCCAUCUUUCAGCUGGACAUCACCAAAGAUGGGAAGAUCGUUCUGCAGUGGACCAUUGAUCUGAAGAAUGGGUCAGGGGACAUGUAUCCAGGAUCUGCCAAGAUCCCAGCAGAUACUAUUUUCACAAUCCCAGAACCUGUCUUUAUGGAGUUGGUUUUGGGCAAAAUAAACCCUCAGAAGGCUUUUCUUGCCGGCAAGUUCAAAGUGAGCGGCAAAGUUCUGCUUGGCCGGAAGUUGGAGAGGUUGUUCAAAGACUGGGCUAAAUGUUAA
This is a messenger RNA of Phyllostomus hastatus (greater spear-nosed bat), 471 nucleotides long. RefSeq names its product SCP2 sterol binding domain containing 1 (gene SCP2D1). The record is from RefSeq and is a predicted model, not a curated record. Gene Ontology annotation, cellular component: cytosol. The transcript has a single exon. Lineage: Eukaryota; Metazoa; Chordata; Mammalia; Chiroptera; Phyllostomidae. Bases 1 to 471 code for a protein of 156 amino acids.